Penaeus chinensis is the source of this 1860-nucleotide messenger RNA. RefSeq lists its product as uncharacterized. The record is from RefSeq and is a predicted model, not a curated record. Lineage: Eukaryota; Metazoa; Arthropoda; Malacostraca; Decapoda; Penaeidae. The transcript has 12 exons. The coding region runs from base 1 to 1860 and encodes 619 amino acids. Gene Ontology annotation, molecular function: protein binding.
AUGACCCCCAAUUCAAGCCAGUUCCCACUACCCAGCCCUGACCUAGCCUCGACUCCCCCACUCAACCCCCACUACCCUACCCACAACCUGCUUAACCCCACUGUGAACAACAACAGCUUCAGCACGGCGCUCACCUCCCGCCGCCCGAUCACGCUAGACGACAUCGAGCCCUCCCACCGCGAGGACGUGUGGCGCCUCCUGGGCCUCCUGCCGGGGGGAGACAGGGGGGUGAAGAAGGUCGAUCCUCUGCAGCACAAAGGAUCCUCAAGGACCAACAAUGGCCAGGCCUCGACGGGCUUGGGGGCCGUCAAAUCCAUCGAGAGUGGGGGGGCGUCGACGAGGGCGAGGGGCGGACUCAUGAGGGACAUGUCGGUGGACCUCACGAGGGACUCCUCGCCUGUCUCCUCCCUCACCUCGUCGCCGCUGAAGCAGGAUGCACUAAAGGAAGCACAAGGAAAAGAAGAAGAAGGAGGAGGAGCAGUGGGCUCCACGGGGGCCUGCCCCUCCGCCAGUCUUACGCCUCUUGAGGGCUCCGCCGUCAGCAACCACAAACACGGUGUCCGAAGGCACCAUCAGCUGGUGAGCUACACCUCCCUGCCCUUCGACGGCGCGGGAGGAGGAAGACUUGGGGGAGGGCUAGCGAGCCUGUCCCUGGACCCCACCUUCUCCCCGGCGUCCCUCCUGUGCGUGCCCGUGGCGUGCCCGGGCAAGGAGACCCUGGCGGUGCUGGCCUGCCUCGUCGACAAGACCUCGGAGAUGGAAUUCGACCAGGAGGACGUCCUUACCGUGCAGGAGUGCUUCAAAUACACCAUCGGGAUGCUGGUGAACACAUUAACAGCUGAACGUGAACAUCGUCUCCGCACACAGUGUCAGGCUCUGCUCAAUGUCGCUCAGAACCUCUUCACGCACUUAGAUGACGUCACGGUCCUGCUGAGAGAGGUGAUGGCGGAGGCGAGGAAGCUGACGGACGCGGAGAGAUGCUCGCUCUUCCUCGUGGACAAGGACAACGAUCAGCUGGUGGCCAAGGUCUUCGAUGGAGAGAGGAAGGAGGAGUCCGGAGGCGAGGUCAGACUGCCGCUGUCCCAGGGCAUCGCAGGUCACGUGGCCACGACUGGUCGCCUGCUCAACAUCAAGGAUGCCUACGCCCACCCGCUCUUCUAUAAAGGCUUUGAUGAGUGCACGGGAUUCAAGACCAGGAACAUCCUCUGCUUCCCGAUCAAGGAGGAGGGCGUCGUCCUGGGUGUGGCCGAGCUGUGCAACAAGACGUCGGGGCUUCACUUCACCCGCUUCGACGAGGAGCUGGCCACCGCCUUCAGCAUCUACUGCGGCAUCUCCAUCAGCAACUCCCUGCUGUACAAGAAGGUCUUCGACACUCAGGUCCGCUCGAAGCUCUCCAAUGAGCUCAUGAUGUUCCAUAUGAAGAAACUAUCUGAAGGUAUCUUCCGAGUAAUUCUUGUUGUCCCAGUAAUACAGGUGUUUGAAGAUGUAUCCUCCUCUAUAUCCUGUCCUUUCUCCACUGCACCAAUGUUGUUCCAAGAAGUGCAAGGAGGUCGUUGGGAUCACUGUGUCUCAUCGCCUCUCAUCUCUUUUUUUAUCACGCUGCGACCUGAAAUCCGCUACAAAGCCUGCACAAUGUAUUCCAGAGUGAUAUCUGAGAAAGCUCAGCUAUUUGAAGUUGAUAUCUUAUUCCUUUUAUUGCAAGAUUCAAUCUCCUUUGAAAUCCACCCACGCAGUCCUGAAUCCACCAUAUGCAAGGAUCAGCAGUCUGCCCAUGCCAUGCCAUUUACAAUCCUGAAGAACCAUUUUGCCGAUGAGAAGCUAGUUCAUAUGACAGAGGAUGCUUUCGUCUCUCGGAAGUGA